AUGUAUUUGUCUCUAUCGCUAUUUCAAGCUGUCCUCUGGGCUAUUUUUACACCGCUAGUUUUCAUAGGAUGCAUCACAUUUUUCAAGACGUCCAAGCUUAGCCGUGAUGAUCCUAAAGAAAUUUUACGACGCAUCAAAAUUAUUGGGGUAGUUACUGUUCUAUGGCCUGCUUUAUUAUAUAGCCUAUUCAGCAGUGAGGUUGAAACAGCAGAAGGUCCAAGUGUGUGGCAUUGGAUAGGCAUAGGUAUCACUAUCAAAAAUUAUGCUGCGAUUUUAUCUUCAAGUGCAGUCACUUUGGUGCUGUUUAUAGGACCAUUGUACCAAAUGGCGUUCGAUGAGGCAGAAUCUACAACAGAAUUUGACUUAAAAGCACUUCGUGCCUAUGUGUUUGCGCCAAUUUAUGAAGAAGUGAUAUUUAGGUCAACUUUAAUUACAGCUUUAAUCGCAGGUGGAGCUGGGUUUUAUGGCGCAGUAAUGCUGUCAUCAUUGAUUUUCGGUGUGAGCCAUUUAUAUCACCUAGUUGAAGCUUUUGAGUGCACCGGGAGAAUGAGACAACAGAAAGUGAUGCAAGCUGCGAUGCAAGCUGCUUAUACAACAGUUUUCGGAUUCUAUGUCGGCUAUAUUUUUGUAGCUACUGGAUCUUUGUAUGCUGUCAUUUUGGUUCAUGCCUUCUGCAACUUUAUGGGCUUGCCAGAUGUAGGCUUUAUGAAUGAAGGCCAUUAUGGCUACGCAUACAAAAGGUCUAUCUCAGCUGCUUACAUAAUUGGAAUUGUCUUAUUUAUAGUCCUGCUUUCACUCUCAUUGAACCCAGAUCUACAUCAGUCAUGGCAUUACACUCUUAUCAACCAACUAUCAGGGAAUGAAAUUAGUAAGCUUAAUUAA
Messenger RNA from Blepharisma stoltei, 882 nucleotides. The record is from the annotation of a GenBank genome assembly. NCBI's taxonomy places the organism in Eukaryota, Ciliophora, Heterotrichea, Heterotrichida, Blepharismidae.